Messenger RNA from Biomphalaria glabrata, 638 nucleotides. Its product is annotated as translation machinery-associated protein 16-like. The coding region runs from base 71 to 622 and encodes 183 amino acids. Lineage: Eukaryota; Metazoa; Mollusca; Gastropoda; Planorbidae. Gene Ontology annotation, cellular component: nucleus. The record is from RefSeq and is a predicted model, not a curated record. The transcript is spliced from 2 exons.
GUUUGUUCUUUUUAAAAACAUGAAACAAAUUCCGUCACACCACAAUCAACUGUAAAUAUAAACAUCAGCGAUGCCAAAAGUUAACAAACCAAAAGUAUCUUUAAAAGAUGUUAAAGAGCGUCCUUUUCACCCUUAUAGUCGCAAAGCCUUGCAACUAAAUAAAGUAUUGACACACGACAAAAGAGUAGAGAAUGCUAAGUCAAAUCAAAUGAUUAAGUCAGAACUACUAGCUGAUAAACUUCUUUGGUUUCAGGAUCACCUAGAUGACCGUCAUAUUUAUACAAAACAAGAUAUGCUUGAGUUAGUGAUGCAGUACAGAGACAGGUUUAGGGAUGAAUUAGAGCAGAUCAGCAUUGUACAGAAUGUAGGCAACAGACAGAAUUCCAAACAACAUGUUUCUAGAGAGGCUAGUAUCAAAAUGACAGCGGAAGAUGAGACUAACCAAUUUGAGGGCUCUGGCAUAGAAGUGCCAGACCUAAUCAAUAAAAAACAUUUAGAAGAGUUUAAGAAAUGGAAUGGAGAAAUUAAGUUUAUCCAAAAUUUGAAACUUAGGAAAAUAUCUUGCGUUGACUUGCAAAGAUUAAAUGAUAAAGCUUUAAAAGAUACAUGUUCUGAUGAUUAAAACAUUAUCAAAUGUA